AUGCCUCGAAAACUGAGAGCCAGAAAAACUGACCAUCCUAGUAAAAACAAUACAACCAAUUCCAAAAGUAACAUAAGCGCAGAUGAAACAAACAGCUUGCAUAUCAAAAAUGCUGGCUCUGAAGAAUACAUUAAUACCAGGAAAAGACGAAGGUGUGGUUUUGAAAACAGAAAGGUUUGCGAUGUAAACAAGGAAUCAAGUGCAAAGACCCCUCGAACUAAUAUCAUCCCAGCAGCAUUAGCAAAUGAUGACUCUUCUGCUGAGUUUCCCAACCAACCAGCAAUUGCAAGUAAAACCAAAAUGAAAGUGACAAAAACCAGACCAUCCAAAGAUGAGCCAAAACCCAUUAUGGACAUGGAUGACAAAUCCCAAAGUGUUAAUGAUUUUGUGGAAAAUUAUUCUGAUACAAAGCAAUCCACAACUGAUCAAAUGAAUGAGACACCAGUUGUAUGUUACAAGAAUAGAAGAAAAAGAAGGUUGAUAUCUGGGAUUUCUGAUCCACUUAUCAAAUAUCAAGAACAACCAGAUGUGUCAGUGUCACCUAAUGUGUCAAAGUGUGUCAUUGAAAGACCUAAACGAAGUACAAAAAAAAUAAAUGAUUUUAUAACUGACACUAACCAUAACACCAAUACAACAACAGAUGAACAGGAUAAUAAUGACCCCGAUGCCACAAUGAAGAAAACAAGAUAUUUUAGUAGAAAAUCCAGACUAAUACACCCUCCAACAAAACCCCCAGAACAUACUGCAAAGUCUUUGAAUUCAAGCCAAGUUACAGCGAAGCAAAAGGAACAGACUGUGGAAGGCCCUUAUAUGUGUGUUAUUUGUAAUAAUGACCUUCCAACGAUUGAAGACUUACGAUCACACAUCACUGCGCAUGGGAAAAGGGAAGGUUUGUUACUUGGUGAUAAGAAGUUACUUCAGAUAAAGUGUUUGGACCCCUUGCCUAUUGAAACCAAAUCAACACAGAAAAACAGUCCAACAAGUGAUAACACUACAGAUCAACGAGAAAUUACAAAUAACAUUGAAAAAGAGAAGUUUGCAUUAAAAUGUAAACGUUUGUGUCCUGAUAUUGAAGUAAAGCGGAGCAAUGUGAAAGUGCCACAUAAAAAGUUUGAGAAGCCACAACUUAUUGAACAAAAAGGAGCCAACAUUAUUGAUGUGAAAGCAGACCCUCAACAUGUAAAGGCCUUAUCUCAACAGAAAUCUCCACAUGAACAUGACAAAAUUUCUCUUCAGUCUGCGAAAAAUCCCCCUAAAUCUGCUAAUUCUGCAUCCCAUUCUGGCAAAACUCCCCCUAAGCUUAUCAUGGCUCCGCCUCAACCUGUCAAAACUCCACCUCUGCUUGUUAAAACUCCACCUCGGUCUACUAAAACUCCACCUCAACCUGUCAAAACUCCACCUCAGUCAGUCAAAACUCCAUCUCAAUCCAUCAAAACUCCACCUCAUCUUAUUAAAACUCCACCUCAACCUGUCAAAACUCCACCUCAAACUGUCAAAACCCCACCUCAUACCACUACAGAGUUCAACCCCAGUGGACUGAAUCCAACAUUUUACCCAUUCAAGUGUGAAUACUGUGAGAGACGGUUUCCCCAACGUCGUAAUCUCUGCAAUCAUGAAAUAAUCCACACAGGCGGAAAUUCAGUGAAGUGUGAAGACUGUACAGAAACCUUUAAGUUUCCGUGCGAUCUUAAGGAACAUAAAGUAAUGAUUCAUAACUAUACAGGGGAAUAUAUCUGUGAAAUUUGUCAGAUGGAUCAACCUGAUUGGAAGACGUAUGCCAAGCAUGUUCGAGCACACGCUAGUGAUAAGCUGCAUGUGUGUUCUGUGUGUAACAGAGCGUUCUCACAUAAACAGAAACUGUAUACACACAAGUUAACUCAUGGACCUAUAGAUGGGGCCAAAGUCGCAGAGGGAACAUCAAUACCUCAAGAGAAAUACAGAAAUUGUAGGAAUUCAAAAAAGAGCAUUGUAAAAGCAGAUGCAAUACCUCAAAAAACAAGGAAACAGAAAGAACACAACGUGAAAGAAGAAAAACACAAUGUCAAAGAUAAGGAACACAACAGAAAACACCAGUGUGAAGAGUGUCAGAAAAGCUUCACAAAGGCAUAUAAUCUCCAGGUCCACAUGAGAACACAUUCAGGGGAGAAACCAUACAGCUGUGGACAAUGCGGAAAAACAUUCUCCCAGAGAGGUACCUUAUAUACACAUACACAAAAAGUGCAUGCAGGACAGAAGCAAAAAACUGACCCCAGCAAAAGACGAACUUACAUCUGUGAAAUAUGUGGACAGACUUAUAGAAAACUUGCAAGGUUGAGCCGGCACAUCGCAUCCCAUGAUGGCAUAAAGAAUUAUAAAUGUACCAUUUGCAGUAAAGUGUUUCAGGGACCUGAAGGAUUAAUAUAUCAUAUGAAAGUCCACAGCGGGGAGAAAGCAUUUGUGUGCCAGAUCUGUGGCGCCUCCUUUACUCUAUCAGGAACACUAAAGGCUCAUAAACGUAUCCAUUCAGGAGAAAAGCCUUACAAAUGCGACUAUUGUAACAAAUAUUUUGCUUGGCCAGAUGUCUUGAAGAAACAUAUUAGGAUACACACAGGUGAAAAGCCCUAUGCCUGUAUUGUGUGUGACAAGAGGUUCAUUCAGAUAGCUGGAAUAAAGUCCCACUUUAAGUGUUCUGGACAUAAAGGUAUGCGAAAAGUCCCUACAAGUGAACAAGAGCGUAUCAUCAGUAUCACUAACAAACGAGACACAACAAUUACACCAAACAAAGAAAUGCAAUUAGAUGCAUCUAAACACCAAAAACAAUGCGUGACAGAAAAUGCACCUUCUAAUUUGAAUGGCAGUAAUAAGGACAAGAAAAACACCAAAAUUAUUGCAAAACAAUUUAACGAGUAUGGUAAUAAUAUGAACACUCAUAUUGAAGGUCAAACUUAUCCACCAAAUGACAGUGCAAUUGUUGAAUCUGGUGCUAAAUGUGCAGUUGUUGAUGAUGGCUACACAGAGAAUGAAGCCUCUUCAAUAGCACACUCUGGUGAGGCUCAUGACGAUGAAGAUGAUGCUCAAGAAGAUGUGGCUGCAAAGGUUUCUGAGGAAACUACCACUGAUGCUGUAAAUUGGCUUAAUUUUUUUGCUGAUCAAGAGAAAUGGUCUGGGCCUCCCUUAGAACAAAAUCCUGAUCAAUCGAAACAUUGUUCAACAUCAGAGAUUAAACAAAACAGUUUAAAUGAUCAAGCAGUGAAGAACUCCAUUUGUCAUUAUGAAAAUUCAAUCAAGAGCAUGCUUAGUCAAAAUCAAAAUGACCAGCCAAUCAGAAACAUGCUUAGCAACAAUGAGCAGUCAAUCAGAAAUCUAACUAAUGAUGACCAACCAAUACGAAACAUGCUUAGUAACAAUGAGCAGCCAAUUAGAAACUUCACUAAUAAUGAUCAACCAAUCAAAUUCAUGUUAAGUCACAAUGCACUUUCUACUUCUGUUGGACAAUAUAUAGAUAAUCUUAACUCAAAUGCCUCAGAACCAUCUCCAAAUAUGGCAUUACCAAGCAACAUAAACACAAGCAAUUGCCAUUUUUCUUCCCCUUUGCUCCACUUUGACCAAGGUGUUGGUGCACCAGCUUCAUCUGACAGAUCAUCCCCACCAUCCAUGUCUUCCUCUCUUCGUGUUCCAUCUCCUUCUGUUUCAAAUCCAUUAAAACCAGUCUCUCCAUCUAAUCCAAAUACACAAAAGCAGAUCAGAUAUGAAGCACAUGAUAUACCAUUUACUACACAUGAUUUUUCAACAGAACAUAAUUACACAUAUAGAGAAAGUUACACAUCAAAUAGCUCAUUGUCAUAUCCAAUAGGGCUGCCACCUGUCAGUUCAUAUGUUUCAUCAAUCUCAAACCAACAAGGUCCUAUUGAGAGUGCCCAUACAACUACAUCUAUGUAUAGCAGUCACUAUGAAGGGACACCAUAUACUGAGCAUGUACCCAAAUGGAGUAAAUACCAAAGUGAUGAAACUGGGAGGUCAUAUGUUUCUCCUGAGUCCCAACCAACACCCUACACCAGACACACAGCUAGCAAUAUUAGAGAUCAAUAUGAACAGUAUUUUCCACCAGGUAGUGAUGACACAAAUGAAACAAGUAAAGAAAUAACUGAUAAGUUUGAACUUUCCACCAAUGAUAAGGAAACUUAUGAAAGAGUUCCUUUCAAUUACAAACAAUAUGAAGAUCAUGCUAUCAGAGCAAGGGGUGAUAUCAACCCAGAGGAGAGUAUUAGAGAUAGGUCCAACUUAGAAAACAACGUGGAUGAGCAUUAUUAUGAAGCUACCAGAUAUAUACAUGAAUCAAACAAGACUCAAAACUCUGAUACUUUUGAUAGACAUGUUACUGAGAAUACAUCACAUGACAGUCGCAUAACUCAACAAAGAAGACAUCAAAUGGCACAGGACUUUGAAGAACUGCAAAGCAAUACCGGCUUAAAGUCAAAAGGUCGGCAAUGUGUAGUUAGUGAUACUGGAGAUAUCCAACACAAUGACUCUGAUUUUGAACAAAAUAAGAAAAACCCUAUAGAACAUAACUUCCAGGAUUUUCCUUUUGAAGCAAGCAAACAAAGAUUAGAACACCAUGAAGAAUUCACCAAUGCUCAUCCAUUUGACAACAGACAGCAUACAAAAACACAUGCUACUGGGAAUCAGUUAGAAGACAUACCACCUUUUGAAAUAGGCAAGGGUCAAGGUCACUUGCAUCACCACGACGAUUUCACAGAUCCUUCCUUUGAACCAAGACAACAGUCUUUAGCAUAUAACUCAGAGGAAUUCACCAAUGAAAUUUUUAAAUCAAAACAAGAAAAUGCACAAAUUCAUAAUAAUGAUACUCUCACACAAAGUUCUAUAGGUUUACAAAACUGCCCAAACUUUGAAUCGGUGAACCAGUACACUUUGUCAGAAAAUUCUGGGGAUUUUCCAAACAGACACACAUUUGAAUCUGAGAGACAGCAAGAUUUAAAUCAAAGUGAUUGCGCUAAUAAUUCAUUAGAAGCUAAUAGACUGCAUAGUUUGCCACAAUACCAUGAUAAUUUUCAAAACAAUUCUACCUUUGAAAUAACCAGACGUCAACCUAUCCUAACACAAGAUCACAGAGAAUUCCCUAAUGAUACACAUUAUGAAACCAAUACGCAUCAUCCACAAAUAGAUGGUGCUGAAGAAUUCCAAAAUAACACACAUUUUGAACCAAAACAACAACAUAAUCUAACAAAUUACCAGGAAAAAUUUAAUAACAGUUCACAUUUUGAACCAAACAGGCGACAUACACCAUUACCUCAAAAUCUAGGGGAAGUUCAAAACAAUGCACACUAUGAACCAAACAGCGAAAAUGCUAUAACAAAUGACCAUGAAGAAUUCCAAAACAGCACACAUUUUGAUGUCAAUGGCAAGCAACAUUCUUUAAUGCAUGAUCAAGAAGAAUACCAAAGCAAUUCACAUUUUGAGUCAAGAAGACAACAUACCCCAAUAUCUCAUGAUGUGAAUAAAGAACAAAACAGAACAGACUUUGAAGGACAACAACAUUUGUUUGCACAUGAUCAUGGGGAAUUCCAAAACAACACAUAUUUUGAAAUAAGUAGACCAAAUACGCUUAAUCAUGACCUGGAUAACUUUGCUAGAAAUAAUCAAUUUCAAGGUGAUGCUUGUACCCAACGAUCUCAACAUAUCUCUUGUGCAACAGAAACUGACUUGCAUAAUUCAGAGGAAAUCGUUAAUCCAAACAGAAAUUCUAAAGAUGACAUGAGACCUGAUCAAGGCAAUAUUCAACCAAAUGAGUAUGAUAACAGCUUUACAGAUCCUAAUAAUACAGGAUCAUCUGGCACUGACAUACCAAAUAAACCCAUUAUUUCAUCCAUUGACCUUUUCAAUGAGGCAUCAACAUUUUACCGGCACUAUAUUCAAGGCGCUGUACAACAUGCCAUGAAGAAAACACAUGAAAAUGAAUCUAGAACUUACAAACCCCCGCAAAAUGACUACACAGACACUCAAAGAUCUGCUGAUCUUCAUAGACAUUAUGAAAGCUCAAACUUAGCUAACAUAAUUUCAAAUUACAAACAUGCUAGUCCAUAUAAAUCAACACAGUCUUAUGGUGAACAAUCAACUACUGAUACAGGCCAACAUUAUAAUGAUGAAACUGUAGCAGAUCAUUACAGCAAUGAUUUAAAUGGAAAUGCAAGGAAUCAAAACACUAAAAAAUACAAUGACAAUCAUAGUAUUCUUGAAUCUGAAGAGGCGUCUGAAUGUAUGAGACAAAUAGUUAGAGAGAUUUUAGCCAGAAGUGAGCGACUGCCUAUUGAAGGUGAACAAAAAGAACAGAGUUCUGAAAUUCAUGGCAGAGAAGCUUCUUACUCCCCUGAAAGAGCAGAGGCCAUUAGAGUAUACAUGUUAACUGCAAAACCACAACCCUACAUUAGCCAAUCAACAACUUGUAUCUCAAAACCAGAAUAUCCAAUUUCCAAAUUACACGAAGCAGAGUCAAAUUCAGCGAUGCAGCACUCUUAUUAUAUUGAUGAGCCUCACACUGCUCAAGAUACCUUAGACCACCAGGAUAAAGGUGAAGAACAUAACCCUACAAGUGAAAUUUACGAAAAUGACCACAAUUCUUCCCCAGUACUUCCUCCUCAGCAUGUGGUAAGAGAUCACCAUAGAAAUGUGUUUAUUUCCCGUAGUCAAGACAAUUCCCCAUCUCUGAACUACAACAAGGAGACUGAAAAUAAUGUCAUUCAAGUACAGAAGAACAAAGGAUAUGACCUCAUACAAGAAAAACAGCAUCUCAAUAAAUAUCUUAUAUCUGAAAAAGAAAAAAUUGCACAUGAUAACAAAAAGGAAUGCAAUAAUGAUGUUUACAAUCAAAAUGCCCAAGCUGAGAAAAAUGAGCAGAAAAAAUCUAGUAAGAUGGUCCAAAAUAGUUAUACAAUAUACCCAAAUGAUAUUCCCAAAAAAAGAUUCAAGUUUAAUUAUGAUAUCAAUGAUAAGGCGAACAGCAGUCCAGUUUCAGAACAGGUUCCAUUGAAAGGACCUGCCUCUGUUAAUAAUAAGGACAAAGAUGAUACCACCAGAUUAGUUCAAAGUAAAAAUGAUAAUGUUGAAUGUAAUAUUGAUAUAAAGCAAAAAAAGAAAGAUCAUCUUUUACUGGCAGGCCUUAAACAAAAUACUGUCACAUCUGUUACUUCUAAAGUUAACCCUGACAUCCGUAUCAAACAAAAACAAAUCACUGAAGAAGAGCAAUAUGAAGACUUGUUAGUGAUCAUCGUAGAUGCCAACCCUGUAUGGUGGGGCAAAAAUACACCCAAUAAAUCUAUUGGUGUAUCAGAGUGCAUAGAAAGUAUCACAGUGUUUGCCAACUCCCAUUUGAUGCUGAGUACAACCAACAAACUCGCCAUACUAGCCAUUCACAAUAACAAAACACACUACCUAUAUAAUGGAAUAGAUGAAAGUGAUAAUACAGAUAGGCAAGCUGAAGGAGACAGUGGGCAAUAUGGAAAAUUCCAAGAAGUUUCCGAAACCAUCAAAGACUCCUUUAAACAACUUUCAUCAAAUACAGCUGGUAUCCAUGACAACAGUGCUGUGAUGGCAGGUGCCAUGGCGACUGCUCUUUGCUAUGUGCAACGAAUGGAACGGGAAAAGACUGGUAGCGAUAACCUAGCCGCUCGCAUAUUGGUGGUUAAAGGGGCAGAGGACAAUCCAGGACAAUAUCUCAGCUUUAUGAACACAGUCUUCACAGCACAAAAACUGGGUGUUGUCAUAGACAGUUGUGUAUUGGAACAUGACUCAGGCUUGCUUCAACAAGCUUCUGAUAUCACAGGGGGUGUUUAUCUUGCUCUGCCCAGUCAACGAGCAUUACUGCAGUAUUUAUUGUGGGUUUUCCUGCCAGAGCCCAGGGUACGUAGUCAGUUAAGUCUUCCCCAGGCACAGAGGGUUGAUUACAGAGCAGCAUGUUUCUGCCACCGGACACUUAUAGACAUUGGCUACGUUUGCUCAGUUUGUUUAUCAAUCUUCUGCAAAUUUACUCCUAUCUGCUCAACAUGCCAGACUAAAUUUAAAAUGAACAUUCCUCUGAAACUGAAAAGUAAAAGGUUAAAGGCAGUUACAAAUGCGAAGUGAUUUGCUGUGAUGAACAUGAAAAUUCGUCGCGCUGUAGCUAGAACAUGUGCACAUCAAGAGACAGAGAUUUGAAGAGUGAACAAGUGAAGAUUGUGUUUCUAAUACUGUACAUGCAAUGUUUGAAACUCACAGCUGCCUGACUCCCAACGGCAACCACU
This is a messenger RNA of Owenia fusiformis, 8273 nucleotides long. The record is from the annotation of a GenBank genome assembly. NCBI's taxonomy places the organism in Eukaryota, Metazoa, Annelida, Polychaeta, Sabellida, Oweniidae.